CGACUUGGCAAAGCACUCGACCGCUGACGGGCGUGGAUAAGCCAUUCGUUGCGUAACGACGUUCGGUUCAUUCCUGCACUGGAUAGCAUCGCAAAGCCUUGCAUCGCUCUACAGGCUGCAGCUGUGGCUCACUACUCACUGGCUGCUGCAUUGCUGCCGCACUACUCACUGGCUGCUGCAUUGCUGCCGCGCGCAAGUAGUUAAAUAAUGGCAACACUCCUCACAUUCCUCGGCCGCACCCUCUACCAGCACCGCCCAUUCAACGACGUCGACGAGGCGCACAUCCGCCGCGUCAGCAACGGCGCUAAUGUUGCCGCGGCGGCAAACCCGGGCCUGCGCGUGAUUCCGGGCUUCGUGGCAGCGGACGAGUUGGACGAGGUGGCGUCCUGUGCGCGUGAGUGCCUCGACCGCUAUGGACGCCAAAUGUUGCGGCCGAGAGAUAAGGCGUAUUUCGAAGGACAGAUGGCUCAUCUCACGAAGAGCGAACGACCAUUCGUAAACGCGGAGCGCGUCACGGGCCGGUUCGAGCGCCCGGACCAGCCGCUGGCACCCUGGGGCCACGGCGACGAGUUUGAUGUAGAAGCGCUGCCCGCGGUCUUGAGGAAGCUCGCCGAGCGCGCGCGCGCGUCGCCGCUCGCGCUCGGUCCGCUGCGCGACGUGACGAUCAACCGGCGGCGCGACGGCUACUUUCGGUUGGACCCACAUCUUGAUCCAGCGAAAGACGGGCCCAAUGUGUGUAUUGUCGGCCUGCUCUCGGACACGGUGCUGACGCUGUCGCCGGUCGGCCCGCCGGACUCGACGACGUGCGACCAGGAGGCGGUAUCUAUGAAUUCCUGGGACGCGGCCGAUGUAGACGUCCUCGCAACAAUCGGGACUCUCGUCCACUUGUCGGGCAAGGCGCGGAUGGAGCUCCACCACGGCAUCCGGCUGGGCGUCUCGCGGCGGCAGCUUUCGGAGGCCGGCGUUGACGUUGACGGCGACGUCCUCUACGACUGGUGGGGCGCGCCGGCCCGCCCAAUGAAACGGAACCGGGAGCGCAUCUCGAUCGUCUUCGCCUUCGGCGAGCCCUCGUUAAUAGACUAGUUUUGUGUUG
Messenger RNA from Pelagomonas calceolata, 1093 nucleotides. The record is from the annotation of a GenBank genome assembly. NCBI's taxonomy places the organism in Eukaryota, Pelagophyceae, Pelagomonadales, Pelagomonadaceae.